Molecule: messenger RNA, 2916 nt
Organism: Vitrella brassicaformis
Lineage: Eukaryota; Vitrellaceae
Source: the annotation of a GenBank genome assembly
AUGCCCCAUCCACAGUCAAUGUCAGCGGCCGCCACAUGCCCCUCCCCCUCCCCAGCUCACCCAAAUGUCCCUCCCUUCCAUCAAGAUGGUCUUCUGGAGCAACUGCGGCAGCUGCUGCAGAAGCGAGGCGACCCCACCAGGACAUCGGCAUACCAUCCGGCCUAUCAAGGAGUGCAGUUCUCUGUGCGCAGCGUCGAUGGUGGAAACGGCGCGUAUGAGGUGCUCGCAGGGCCCUUCCACGACAGCCAGGGGGAGCUGUUCGCCGCCGAGUGGGGCGUGACUCGGGACCCGAAGAAGGGCUGGCUGCUGGGCGACCUGACGCAGGUGCUGAAGCGGGUUGAGAAGGGGGGGCCGAUAGCAGCGGACGAGCCCUUUGAGGUGAGGACGAGCCACCAGGGGGCCCGGCGGUAUCUCAUGAUGAAGCCGACUGUAGAUGCACCUAACGACAACCCAGCAGGUGAGAGAGAGAGGGAGGGGGAGAAAAAGGUCAAACAGCUUGUCAGUUCCCAUAUCUGCCAUCUCUGUUGCGUGAGUCGAUGCAGGCCCAGUGUCGCCCUCUCCCCCACCCCCACCCCAAUCUCUCGCACACCCAAGCCACGAGGAUACCUGUCCAGCCAACCACACAAACCCACAACCGCGUGGCAGCGGUCAUUCAGCACGCCACAGGGCCCCCUCACGUGUCGCCAACAAGAGGGCGAUCGACACGCCAUCUCCCUCGCCCCCACCGGCCGCUGGUCCAUCCAACCAUGCCUCCCCGACCGUAGCGGUAGGUGGUCCGGGAGACGAGAGGAACACCGUUGGGCAGCUCCUGAGGACGAUACGACACAAGCAGGACCCCGGCCACUCGGCGUACUCGGCGGCCUACGAGGGCAUGCAGUUUAGCGCCGAGAAGAUGGCGGACGGGCGGCACUUUCUGGUCACCGGCUGGCCAUCUGACAGCGAUGCCGACCAGCCCCUGUGUGUGCGGGCGGCGGUGUAUCGCGACUCCAACGGGACGGCCACUGGGUGGGAGCUGUGGCGACUGACGGACAUGCUCACGGCGGCGCGGGCGGGAUCGGUGGAAACCGACGAGCGUUUCGAGAUCGUCACUGCUGUGGUGGCUGGCGAGGAGAGGCAAGUGGUGCAGUGGAGGGCUCCGCAGCGUGGGAAGAAGCCAGCGGUGUCGCGGCCUCCCAAACACAAGAAGCCGGCCAGCCCAUGUCGUGACACAGGUGAGUGAGAUCAAUGACACAGACAGGGCCAAUGUAUGACUAGCUCCCAUCUUGCUUGCUAAUAUGUCCCCUUGCAGGCCCUGGCGACCGUCGCAAGCGGCCCCUCUCCCGCGACCCACUCCCUCUCCCCUCCCUCGACAGCAAUGGUGAUGGACGUGAUGGCUCCCUCAACCAAAGCCGCCCUCCCAAGCGCCAGCGCGGCCCACACGGCCGCGGCCUCGCCAGUCGGCCUUCGGAGCACCAUGGCCCACAUCGAGAGCUGACGAGUCUCGAUGGGUUAUGUGGCGACGAGCUGGCUCGGAUGUUGAUGCGGCGGACGCGGGAGGAGCAGCCGGACGACUUCCUUGCGCCAGACAGAGGAGGGUGAGUAUGACCAAGUAAUUGAUGGAUGCUCUCAUGUUGACAGUGCCAUCUGUGUUUGUGUCAGGAUUGGCAUUUCGUGGCGGACCAACUACACUUACGAGGCCUACUUCUGGGAUAGCGACGCAUCGACGACCGUCGGCCUGCGUCAGUUCCCUGUCGGCUAUGGCGCCUCCCGAGCGGCCAUCUUCACGGCCUUCCGUGAGGCUGUCGAGUGCCGCAAUGCCCUCCACCAGUCCCGUGUGGGCGAUCGGGCGAUGGCCAUCGAUCUGUCGUGGCUGCAGCAGGCACAGCAGGGGGAGGGACAGACGGACGGCGGGAUGCUUGAGGGGCAAUUCGGCUGGAGCCCUCCCCCGCAGCGUCGCAAGCGCACCAAGGGGCCCAGUGACGACCCGCCCCUCGACUCCUCUCCCCCCUCCCGCCCUCCCCCGUCCAUUUUUUCUCGCCUCCCGGCCCGCCCCCCCUGGGCGUCGAGAAGGUGGCGCAACAAGGGGCCGGGGUGGCCGGCAGAGGAACAGCGUCGCUCGGGCGGCACGUCAGUCUGACAGCUGUGACGACCAUCAUGACGGCAGCAGCUCAUCGUCUCCCCAGCCACGACGGAGGCCCAAGGCAGCCAAGAGGGAUGGUGUGUCGGCCCCUGCCGGUGAUGUGCCAUCGUCCAUCUAUACUCUCAAUCCCGAGUGGGCCGCCGACACAGACAAGAAGACCAGCACCAAGACCGUCAUCACAAAAUCCGGUGAGGAGCGCAAGAAGCGAAUUCAAACGCAAUCACUGACCUUUGUGUGUCCCACCAACUGCAGAGCAUCAGUCGGACGUGACGGGGGUACAUUGGCAUGAGGCGAGUCAGGGCUGGAGGGCAUCGUGGCACGAGAGGGGCGACCCGAAGAUGAAAUGGAAGAACUUCUCCGUCAAAGACCAUGGCUUCGACGGAGCCAAGGUGCGCUAACGCCUCCUAUCGUCCCGUCUGUCUCUCUCUGAGUGUCCCACAUGUGUGCCUCCGUCCGUCAGGCGUUGGCCGAGGAGCAUCGUCGUGAGCUGGAGCGCACCGGACGGGCGGCGGUCAAGAAGCCAUCGGAGAACCAGAGCGGCGUCAAGGGUGUCUACUACGACAAGGGCAGCAACUCAUGGGUCGCUCAGUGGCGCGAGAGCGGCAAACAGAAGAAGAAGCCCUUCUCUGUGCGUGAGCUGGGCUAUGAGGGCGCCAAGCAGGCGGCGAUAGCCCACCGCCGUGCGAUGGAGGGAAGGCAUUACACAUUCAAAGACAAGGCAGUCAAGGAAGACUGAUCAGUGAGAGAGGCACACCUAGGUCGGAAGAGAGCUGUCCCUACUUAUCCAGUGCGACUAG